Messenger RNA from Microthlaspi erraticum, 2214 nucleotides. NCBI's taxonomy places the organism in Eukaryota, Viridiplantae, Streptophyta, Magnoliopsida, Brassicales, Brassicaceae. The record is from the annotation of a GenBank genome assembly.
AUGGGAAGUGGAUUCUCCUCCGUCUUACCUUGCUUCAAUCAAGGUCACCGUAGCCGUCAGAAAUCGGCGGUGGCGGCGGCUAAGUAUCCGACUCAUUUCGAUGAGCCGUUGGAUGAGACUCUAGGCCAUUCUUACUGCUACGUCCCGUCUUCUAACCGUUUCAUUUCUCCGUUUCCUUCCGAUCGAUUCGUCUCUCCUUCUGAUUCCUUCCGGUUAUCUCCGUCGCAUGAACCGGGUCGGAUCCGAGCUUCCGGAUCAUCCGAGCAGUUCCACACCGGGUUCGGGGCGAUUUCCGGCGCCUCAGUGAGCGCCAACACCUCGAAUUCCAAAACAGUGCUCCAGCUCGAAGAUAUUUACGACGAUGCCACUGAGAGCUCUUUCGGCGGCGGCGUGAGGAGCAGUGUCGUGAAUGCCAAUGGCUUUGAAGGAACGUCGUCGUUUAGCGCUCUUCCGCUUCAACCCGCGCCGCUAGGUCCGGAUCGGUCGGGUUCGAUCGAGAGAGGCGCGACCUCAGGUCCGUUACACCCAGCCGGAGAAAUCUCGAGAUCUAAUUCCGCCGGCGUGCAUUUCUCAGCGCCGCUCGGUGGCGUAUACUCGAAGAAGAGACGGACAAAGAAGAAGAAGAGCCUCUCCUGGCACCCGAUUUUCGGGGAGAGGAAGCAGCGGCCAUGGGUCCUUCCGGUGUCCAAUUUCGUCGUCGGUGCUAAGAGGGAAAACCCUGUGAAACCAGACGGCGGCGGCGGCGUUCACUCGGAAGCUGAGAACGAUUUGCAGUGGGCGUUGGGGAAAGCGGGAGAAGACAGAGUCCAAUUAGCGGUUUUCGAGAAGCAAGGAUGGCUUUUCGCCGGAAUUUACGACGGCUUCAAUGGACCCGACGCUCCGGAGUUUCUGAUGGCUCAUCUCUACCGUGCUGUCCAUAGCGAGCUACAAGGUUUGUUCUGGGAAUUGGAGGAAGAAGAAGAUGAUAACAAGACAUUAACAAGUUUGAAGGAUGAGAGUAAGGUUGAUAGAAGCAAUGUAGAGGAUGAAUCGGCGAGUUCGAGCUGUCCAAUAGAGGUGGUGCAAGUGAAGGAGAGGAAACGGCUAUGGGAGCUUCUUGAAGAGGCGCAAGCAGAAGAUGCGUUGGAUCUUUCAGGUCCUGAUAGGUUUGCAUUCUCAGUGGACGAUGCUGUUAGCGCCGGGAAUGGAAGUAAAAGAUGGGUCUUGUUGUCGAAGCUGAAGCAGGGUUUAUCGAAGCAGGGAAUUUCUGGGAGGAAGUUGUUCCCAUGGAAGUUUGGUGUGGAGGAGAAGGAAACAGAGGAGGUGGAUAACAUUAGUAGUAGAGUAGAAGAAGGUGUUGAGAAGAAGAGGAGGAAGAGACGAAAAGCGGGUACGGUUGAUCAUGAGUUGGUGCUAAAGGCUAUGGCAAAUGGUCUUGAAACCACAGAGCAAGCAUUCCUAGAGAUGACUGAAAAAAUUCUUGACACAAAUCCGGAGCUUGCGUUGAUGGGCUCUUGCUUACUGGUUGCUCUGAUGAGAGAUGAUGAUGUGUAUAUAAUGAACAUUGGGGAUAGUAGAGCUCUUGUUGCACAAUAUCAGGUGAACAAUGAUCAAAACAGAGAGCAUGCAGUGGUUGUGGAUGAUAAGGAUACUGCAGUGAACAAUGGAACCCCUUCGCAGCACGCAAAACUUUCUGCCUUGCAGCUGACAACAGAUCACAGCACGAGCAUCGAAGAUGAAGUAACAAGAAUAAAAAACGAGCACCCAGAUGAUAGCCAUUGCAUAGUGAAUGACAGAGUGAAAGGACGGCUUAAGGUGACCAGAGCGUUUGGAGCAGGGUUCUUGAAGCAGCCUAAACUGAACGAUGCGUUACUGGAGAUGUUUAGAAAUGAGUACAUUGGUACGGAUCCAUACAUCUCAUGCACGCCUUCCCUUUGUCACUACCGGCUAACGGAGAAUGAUCAGUUUAUGGUUCUGUCAUCUGAUGGAUUGUACCAAUACCUGAGCAACGAGGAAGUUGUUUCUCUUGCCAUGGAAAAGUUCCCAGACGGAGAUCCUGCUCAACAUGUUAUACAAGAACUUCUAGUCCGUGCAGCCAAGAAAGCUGGAAUGGGUUUUCACGAGCUUCUGGAUAUACCGCAAGGAGAUAGAAGAAAGUAUCACGAUGAUUGCACUGUGCUAGUGAUAGCUCUUGGAGUAAGUAGGAUCUGGAAGUCAUCAGGAAAGUACCUUUGA